This is a messenger RNA of Acyrthosiphon pisum (pea aphid), 777 nucleotides long. RefSeq lists its product as uncharacterized. NCBI's taxonomy places the organism in Eukaryota, Metazoa, Arthropoda, Insecta, Hemiptera, Aphididae. Bases 1 to 777 code for a protein of 258 amino acids. The transcript is spliced from 3 exons. The record is from RefSeq and is a predicted model, not a curated record.
AUGGCGGGUGAGGCGCUUGCUGAACACGUCGGAAUACGGGGCACCAAAGAACCCUCUGACCGAGAACCUGCAGACGUAUAUUAUGAGUCUGUAAUAGCCGAGCGUAAUGAAUUGAGAAAAGAAAACGAUGAUCUUAUCUAUAAAUGCUCCGAACUUGAUGCAGAUAAUAAUCUAUUAAGAAUAGAAAUAAAUAAAAAGGAGAAAGAGAAAACAGACAUACGUGAAAAAUAUAAAGAUGAUGAAACUUUAGCAAAUGAAAAUUUAGAAAUAAGGGACGUAGAAAAUGUAAUACCGGUGAGGACACAAAAAAUUAAUCAACAUCGAGAAGAAUCACACAUUGGACUUCAAAAACAAGCCAGAAAAAUGAAGGAAAUGUCAAACAAGCAAAUGCCAACUGUAUUAAUUGGACAAACCGUCAAGGUUAAAAUUCCGGAAGUCGAUCGAAGUAAAGUUGAUGCCCGCACAUUACUGGCUGUGGUGUUAAAAGUUGUGGAUGGAAAAUUUUAUCGCCUGGGUACAAAAGCAGGAACACUCUCUCAACUUUUCACUCGGAAUCAGUUCACCUUAUGCGAAGACAUUUUUUUAAAAUCGGCAAUAAUUCCAGAGAAUGAAAUUGGUAUUCGUCAAGCAGUAUUGCAACUGUCUUUGACUGGCGGACAAGGGUUAAUAAGGUGUGACUGUUUGAAGAAAUGUAUAACAAAUCGUUGUAAGUGUCGAGCCAAAAAUGUAUUGUGCAAUUCAAGAUGUCACAGUAGCCAAGCCUGCACAAACAAAUAA